GGAGGUUCCGCCGCCCGCCAGGCCCCGGGCACAGGAAUCCCAAGAGGAAUCCGUAAAUCCCGGGAAUUUUUGCCUCUGGAAGCUCGGGAUGCAUUAGAAUUCCAAGAAUUCCCUUUCCCUGAGGAAUGCAGCACCAUGCGCUGCCUGGCCCGCCUCAGCUCCAAGGCGCUGCUGGUUCUCUGCGCGCUCCUGGCGCUGCUCUCGCUGCUCCUCUGGAGCCGCUGCUCCCACCAUUCCCAAACCCCGGCGCGGCCCCCGGAGCGCCCCGAGGAGGAGGAGGAGGAGGAAGCCUCGCCCCGGGACGCUCCGGGAAUCCCGGGAAGCGCUGGGAAAGCGGCUGCGCUGCGCUACGAGGAGAUCGACUGCGUCAUCAACGAGGAGCAGACGGUGAAGGGGCGGCGCGAGGGCUCCGAGGUUUUCCUGCCCUUCAGCUGGGUGGAGAAAUACUUCCAGGUGUACGGCAGGAUCACCGGCUCCGACGGGAACGAGCGCUUCGAGUUCUCCCACAGCUACUCCAAGGUGUACGCGCAGCGCGCGCCGUACCGGCCCGACGGCGUCUUCAUGUCCUUCGAGGGCUACAACGUGGAGCUGCGCGACAGGGUCAAGUGCAUCAGCGGGGCUGAAGGAGUUCCCGUCUCCACGCAGUGGGGCCCUCAGGGCUACUUCUACCCCAUCCAGAUCGCCCAGUACGGCCUGAGCCACUACAGCAAGAACCUGACUGAGAAGGCGCCGCACGUGGAGGUGUACGAGACAGCGGGAGACGGGAUCGGGAGCGUCGGGAAUAGCGGGAACGAGGGCGGGAACGGCCGCUGGACCGUGCCCAAGGGCUGCACCCUCGCCACCGUCUGGGACAAAUCCCGCCUCACCGCCGUCAAGCAUUUCUCCUGCCCCGAAAACUCCGAGGGCGUUUCCCUGGAGCUGAACAACGGCCGUGAUUUCAUCAUCUCCUUCGACCUGAAGCUGCAGGGCAACGGCAGCGUCUCGGUGCUGCUGGAGACCACGGAGCGGGGCCGGCCGCUGGCCGUGCGCUACGCGCCGGGGGCGCCGCUGCUGUUGGGAGAAGGUUUCAAAUCCCUGGAGCCGGGCUGGUACUCGGCCAUGGCGCAGGGCCAGGCCAUGUCCACGCUGGUCAGGGCGUACCGGCUGACCGGGGAGCCGGCCUUCCUGAGCGCCGCGCUGCGCGCCACCGCGCCCUUCAAGCUGCCGGCGGAGCGGCGCGGCGUCAAGGCGGUGUUCAUGGAGCGGCACGACUGGUACGAGGAGUACCCCACCACGCCCAGCUCCUUCGUGCUCAACGGCUUCAUGUACGCCCUGAUCGGCCUCUACGACCUGAAGGAGAUGGCGGGCGAGGAGCGGGGCCGCGAGGCGCGGCUGCUCUACGAGCGCGGCAUGGAGUCGCUGAAGGCCAUGCUGCCGCUCUUCGACACCGGCUCCGGCAGCGUCUACGACCUGCGGCACUUCACGCUGGGCACGGCGCCCAACCUGGCGCGCUGGGAUUACCACACCACCCACAUCAACCAGCUGCAGCUGCUCGCCUCCGUGGACGACGCGCCCGUCUUCAGGGAGUUCGUCAAGAGGUGGAAGAGUUACCUGAGAGGGGGCAGAGCCAAGCACAACUGAGAGCCGGGGACGGAGAGGAGAGCGGGGCCGAGGGACGGCGGGGAGCGGGAACGUUGAGGGGGAGCGGUGACGCGCGGGUCCCAAAAUAAAGGAAAAAUGGGAUUUUGGGAUUGCUGCGGGGGAGUCAGGGCAGAGAGGUCGCAAAAACUAGGAAAAAUGGGAUUUGGGAUUGCUGUGGGGGAGCGGUGACAGAGAGAUCCCAAAAACAAGGAAAAAAUGGGAUUUUGGGAUUGCUCCGGGGAAGUCACAGCCUGGCAGGGAGUGUUCCCAAAAACAAGGAAAAAAUGGAAUUUGGAACUGCUGCAGGGAAGUUGUGACCUGGCAUGGAGAGGUCCCAAAAACAAGGAGAAACUGGGAUUUGGGAUUGCUCCAGGGAAGUCAUGGCAGAGAGGUCCCAAAAACAAGGGAAAACAGGAUUUGGGAUUUCUUCAGGGAAGUCACAGCCCGGCACAGAGCAUUCCCAAAAACAAGGAAGAAUGGGAUUUGAAACUGCUGCAGGGAAGUGGUGACAGACAAUUCCCAAAAACAAGGAGAAACCGGGAUUUGAAAUUGCUCCGGGGAAGUUACGGUCCGGCACAGAGCGUUCCCAAAAUAAAUAGAAAAACUGGGAUUUGGAACUGCUGCAGGGAAGUCACGACAGAGAGUUCCCAAAAUAAAGGAAAAACCGGGAUUUGAAAGUGCUCUGGGGAAAUCACAGCCUGGCACGGAGAGUUCCCAAAACCAAGGAAAACUGGGAUUUGGAACUGCUGCAGGGAAGUCAUGACAGUUCCCAAAAUAAAGGAAAAACCGGGAUUUGAAAGUGCUCCGGGGAAAUCGUGGAAUCGCGGCUCAGCAUGGAGCAUUCCCAGAAAAAGUGGGAUUUAAAACUGCUCUGGGGAAAUCAUGGAAUCACAGCCAGGCACGGAGCGUUCCCAAAAAACGGCAGGUGCUGGAAGUGCUCCAGGAAAAUCGCCGCUCCCAUUCCCGGCGCGGGAAGCUUUGGGAUCGGGACGCUCCCACCCGGAGCUCCGGGCAGGGAUUUAUUGGGAUUGGUUUUGCCUUUUCCAAGGAAAAGGUUUUGCAGGAGCCACAGAAACCUUGGAAUUGCGGCCCAGAGAGCUCAUCCGGGGCCUCUCCCGGCGGGAUUUGGGAUUUGCUCCGUGUGGGAGCAACUCCCGUGGGAAGCGCUCGGAGCCGGGGGGGCUGUUCCUCGGGAUUGGCCUUUUCGGGAUGAGAGAUCCGCGCUUGGAAUUCUGGAGAUCCUGGAGCUGCUGGAGGGAUUUUUCAUGGAAAACGCAUGGCCGGCGUCAUGGAAGCACAACUGGGAGCCUGGAGCACACAGCGCUGGGAUCCGUGUCCUGGUCACUGGAAUUCCCUGGGAACUGGGAUCCUGUAUCCCAGUCACUGGAAUUCCCUGGGAAUGGGAUCCCAUAUCCCAGUCACUGGAAUUCCCUGGGAACUGGGAUCCCGUAUCCCAGUCACUGGAAUUCCCUGGGAAUGGGAUCCCGUAUCCUGGAUCUCCGUGUUUUCUAUGGGAUUUUGGAAUUCCAUCUGGAGAUUCCUCAGAGCUCUGGGGACGUUUUUGGGAAUGGCUCAAGUGGGACCUGGAGUCCCUCAGGAAAUUUGGGAAUUCGGGAAUCGCCAUUUUUCUCCUGCUCCAGCCCAUCCCGCGUUUUCCCAGCUCCAUCCC
Molecule: messenger RNA, 3289 nt
Organism: Cyanistes caeruleus (blue tit)
Lineage: Eukaryota; Metazoa; Chordata; Aves; Passeriformes; Paridae
Source: RefSeq, a predicted model, not a curated record